Molecule: messenger RNA, 3255 nt
Organism: Branchiostoma belcheri (Belcher's lancelet)
Lineage: Eukaryota; Metazoa; Chordata; Leptocardii; Amphioxiformes; Branchiostomatidae
Product: aldehyde dehydrogenase family 16 member A1-like
Exons: 17
Coding region: 20-2524 (834 amino acids)
Molecular function (GO): oxidoreductase activity, acting on the aldehyde or oxo group of donors, NAD or NADP as acceptor
Source: RefSeq, a predicted model, not a curated record
GACUUUAAUCUAGGUGAAGAUGGCUGCCACUACUGGAAACGUGCGGGCCACGGGCGAGUCUGUCCCCGAAAUCUUCGAGUCUAUGGACUACGGACCGGCUCCGGAAAGUCCAGACGUCGUAAGGGCUUGGUUGGAUAAACAUGACCGCAGCUUUGGUCACUUCAUCAAUGGGAAGUGGGUAAAACCAGAGGGGAGGAAGACUUACCAGACUAAAUGUCCUGCUACAGGUGAAGUUCUGGCUACAACAAUCCAGGGUGAGGAUGAGGAUGUAGAGUUGGCCGUGGGGGCAGCGAGGAAGGCGUUUGAGUCAUGGAGCACACUACCCUGUCAUGUCAGGGCUCGCUACCUGUACAGUAUUGCUCGUAAUGUGCAGAAGCACCAGCGAAUCCUGACGGUUAUGGAGAGCCUGGAUAACGGGAAGCCGUUCCGUGAGUCUCGUGACGCGGACGUCCCUCUGGUGGUGCGACACUUCUACCACCACGCCGGCUGGGCGCAGCUCAUGGACACCGAGAUGCAGGGGUGGAAACCUAUAGGUGUUGUUGGAGCGAUUGUUCCGUGGAACUUCCCCCUGAUGUUGCUGACGUGGAAGGUUUGCCCUGCGCUGGCCAUGGGGAACACUGUGGUCCUCAAACCUGCCACAUACACACGGAUGUCUGCUCUCAUGUUAGCCGAGAUCUGCGCUGAAGCUGGGCUCCCUCCAGGUGUGUUUAACGUUGUGACAGGUAACGGCAGGUUUGGGAGUAAACUGGCCUGUCACCCUGAUGUGGAUAAAGUUGGCUUUACUGGCUCAACGGAGGUUGGACAGCUGCUGAGGCGUGCGGUAGCAGGUACAGGUAAGAAGUUGUCCCUGGAGCUGGGAGGGAAGUCUCCCAUCGUGGUGUUUGACUCAGCAGACCUGGACAGUGCUGUGGAGGGGGUGGUGGACGCCAUCUGGUUCAACCAGGGACAGGUGUGCAGUGCAGGGUCCCGGCUGCUUGUCCAGGAGUCUGUGUUUAACCCCUUCAUCACUAAGCUGAAGUCUCGUAUGAACCACCUGAGGGUCGGGGACAGUCUGGACAAGUGUAUCGACAUGGGAGCUCUGGUGGACGAAAGUCAGAUGAAAACUAUAAAAGAGUAUGUGGAGGAGGCCAGGAAGGAAGGGGCUGAGGUUCACCAGGUAUCAGCCAGUUUCCCCAAACAUGACAAGGGGUUUUUCUACCCUCCCACCCUCAUCACUAAUGUGCAGACUGUGUCGAGGGUCGUCAGAGAAGAGAUUUUUGGCCCAGUGUUGGUAGCCCUGCCAUUCCGUACUGCUAAGGAGGCCAUCGCCCUGGGUAACAACACUAACUACGGGCUGGGCGCCAGCGUCUGGACAGAGUCUAUUCCUCUGGGACUGGAGGCUGCAGUUAGCCUGAAAGCAGGCGCUGUGUGGGUGAACUGUCACAACAUGUUUGAUGCAGCGGCUGGGUUCGGAGGCUACAAGGAGAGUGGGUACGGACGAGAUGGGGGUAAAGAGGGUCUGUAUGAGUAUGCCAAGCCUGCCUGGCAGGACAGACCUCGGCCCAACUGUGGUGAAAUCAACUACACGACGUUUGCUGCCAAGUACGGAGCUACCGUACCCCCCAUGCCUGGCAGUGGUACAGUCGGAGACAAAAGUCUGACAUCAGAUGGAGCUAUAGUACCAGGGAUUGACCGGACAUACAAACUGUACUACGGCGGAGGUCAGAAGAGGCCGGAUGGGCAGUACUCGCGGCCUGUGAUUGGUCAGGAGGGGAGGGUACUGGCGCUGGUGGGUGAGGCCAACAGGAAGGAUGUCAGGAACGCUGUGGAGGCAGCACACAAGGCUGCUCCUGGUUGGGGGAAGCGUGCAGCCCACAACCGUGCCCAGAUUGUGUACUACAUGGCGGAGAACUUGGAGAUCCGCCGACAGGAAUUCACUCAGCAGUUACAGCUGAUGACUGGCCGCAGUGAGGAGGACUGUAGGAGAGAAGUGGACCUGGCAGUACAGAGGCUGUUCUACUGGGGAGCCUACUGUGACAAGUAUGGAGGAACUGUGCAGGAAACGACCUUAUAUGGAGUCACAGCAAAGAUCCAUGAGCCAAUGGGAGUGAUCGGUAUAGCCUGUCCUGAGGAGUACCCACUGCUGGGGUUCGUGUCGCUGUUUGCGCCCGCCGUGGUCCGUGGGAACGCCAUGAUUGUCGUACCCAGUCAGAAACAUCCGCUCAGUGCCUUGGACUUCUACCAGGUGUUUGACACAUCUGACCUGCCAGGGGGCGUUGUGAACAUCCUGACAGGAGACAGGGACCACAUCACCAAGUACCUGGUGGAGCAUCAGGACAUACAGGCCAUGUGGUACUUCGGCUCUGCUGAGGGGUCAAAGUUCGUAGAGUGGACCUCUGCGGAGAACCUGAAGCGUACCUGGGUGGAUUAUGGGAUAGCUCGUGACUGGACAGACGCCCAGCAGGGCCAGGGGGAGGAGUUUCUGUAUCACGCCACCCAGGCCAAGAACAUCUGGCUGCCAAUGGGAGACAUCUUUGCUAAUUGAUUGACAGCUCAUUUGCAUAUCAGUUUUAUUGUUUGUAGCAUCAACUGUAAUACAUUGUGUUUUGUAGAUAGUAGUACGAUACAUUAUACUAUCAAACUCUGUCAGUAUUGUUUGUAACUUUUAUCUUAAAUAGGCACUGUUUGCAUAUUUUCUUUUCUUCACAAUGAAUAGUAUACAUACACGUACCUCAUUUUGUUGUUAAAAAUUUGCUAACAAGUAUUUUGUGCAAAAUAGAUUAAUAUGAUAAUUUGUAGUAAAUGUUAGUGUGCUUGGUAAGCAUUUCGUCAGGAAUUAUUAUGAUGUCACAAGUCUAAUUCUUUUAAAACUCAAGAGAUUUGUAAUAAGAUUAUGAAGAUUAGCUAAUGAUGCUGGUACUUUUUGAUACCUCAAUGUCAUAUUUGUCACUUGGUGGUUUAGAAAUAAUGAUGACAUAGACAUGGAAUUCAAAUGUCUUCCAAAACAUCUGUUUUCUAUGCCCAAAUUGGCUUGGUACUUUCUGCUGUAAGUGUUCUAUAUAAUUAUACAUAUAUCACAUGGUGAUCACUGUAAAUUUUGUAUCAGGCAUGGACCUCAAUUGUCUUCCAAAAAGAUGUAAAAUUGAUCUAUUUUUGACAUUUAUCAGGUUUGUGUGGAACUGCAAGCAGUUUUUUUAUCAAUUGAAAGAUGACACUGAAUAGGUGUGACUAAAGUGGAUAAAAACAAUAAUUGAAUAAAUCUCGUAUGGAAUAUGA